ACUACUCACUACGUGCCAUGUUCACGCCCCAUUGCUCAGCCGCUCUCUGUUGCGAACACACACCACGUUGCAUGCGCGGUGCGUGCACUGGGUCGAUACCCCCGGGCCUUCAGUCCGCGCCGCGCCGGGCCCCAAGCAGCCCGCGCCGCCCGCCAUGAGGGCGCGCGCGUUGCUCUACUUGCUUACCGCGCUGCUCGCUGCCUCCAACUACUGCCAUGCUGAGAAGAGCAAGUUCUAUUACAUGGACUCCUUGUGCAAGGACCAUUUCCUCCAGCGUCAGUACAGAAAGCUCGACGGCGGCGUCCUCUGGUCCCGCAACGAGCGCAACCUGGACUGCACGGUGACCUUCCAGACGCACAGCAUCCUGCAGCGGUUCAUGCUGCACUUCGAUCUGUUGCAGCUCGACUGCAACGAUCAUCUCUUUGUGUACGAUGGCGCGCACGCCACCGCCCCUCCUAAGGCGGACCUCUCCUGCAGGAACACCAAGCAGCAGGUGGGGGCGCUGUUCACGCGCAGCAACUUCGUCACGCUGAAGUACGUCACCGACAACUGGGGAACCGACGCGAACGGGUUCAAGCUCGUCAUCACCGCCGUCAAAGACCCUAUGGCCAUCUUUGCAGAACACGGCUGCAAAGAGUUCAGAUGCAAGCAGCGGGAGUUCUGCGUGAGCGCAGACCUCACCUGCGACGGCGUGGACCACUGCGCCGACGGCUCUGACGAGGACACAGCCGAGCUCUGCCCAGAUAGUGGCGGAGCGGGUGCCGGCAGCGCGUGGCUGGUGCUGGGCGCCGGCGGCUCGCUGCUGGCCGUCACGGUGGCGGUCACUGCGGCGUGCUGCUACUGCCGGCGGCGCGCAGCAGCGCAACGCACACAUUUACAAUUGCAACAAAUGGCGAGCAGCAACGGUGCCGGCGGCAGCAAGCCGGCGGCGGGCGGCUCGCCGGGCAGCGCCACUCGGCUGCCGGGAAACUGGGCGCUCCCUGCGGGCCCGCGCGGGUACAGUGCGGCGCGCCCGGGCCGCCUCCGGGCGCGGGCGCAGCGCUGAGCGCCGCCCCGCACAAGGACGAGUGGUUCGUCUGAGGCGGCCCGACGGGCCCGCAGGGCGGGGGCGCCGUACCGGCCCCCAACGGGUUCCGAGCCCAGGGACCGAGGCUGAAAUCCGACAGGUGUUUGUAGUUCACAUAUCUCUAUCAUAUCAGUUUGUUUUGUCGCUGUCCGGGCUCGUUUAAUUCAAUCACCGAAACUAACUCUUAUUGGCCAGUAUCAGCGCGCUCAUCGGUCGAUUGAUCGCGCCUACGGUUACUAUUACAAUUUCGCGCGUCGACCGAUGAGCGUCGCAUAUUUCGUCUCUAAGAGUCUGAUUCGUGGAGUAAAUUAGUGAGUUCUGACGGCUCUGGUGCGGGCGGCCUGGUCCCCUGGAGCCCGCGGCGGGCCGGGCCCGUCGGUCGGGCCCGGCCCGCCCUCAUCUAUCCGAAGUAUCUAUGUAUGUACUACCUGAUUUAGCGAGGAAUUUUUUUAGGUGAAUUUUUACUCGUUUAGUGGAGGCGCGCCGCGUCGCACGCGUUUCGUGGGUGUCCAAUUUUUGGUGUUACGAUAAACGCAAUGUAAAUUUAUCGAUAUGACAUUAAUAAACAUUUUUGGCUUAUUGUUCGUA
Messenger RNA from Plodia interpunctella (Indianmeal moth), 1654 nucleotides. It is a transcript of the gene loaf, whose product is annotated as lost and found. The transcript has 7 exons. The record is from RefSeq and is a predicted model, not a curated record. NCBI's taxonomy places the organism in Eukaryota, Metazoa, Arthropoda, Insecta, Lepidoptera, Pyralidae. Gene Ontology annotation, molecular function: protein binding. Bases 155 to 1045 code for a protein of 296 amino acids.